AUGGCACGGCAACGCUGCAGCUUGACAGUCCUCACCGUUCUCGUGUUCGCGUUGUCUUCUCAUUCGGUAACGCGCUCAUCCGCGACCGAAAAUUACGAUGUGCUUUUUUACUCCGCGGGACCCUACACCCCGUGCGGCACGUCGGGUAACUUCUCCGCGGUCGGCGUGCAAGGCGCAUUAGAGCCGUACAAGGGAGAGGUGGCAUCGCCUAAAGGACAAGCGAUAUCGGGGCGAGUGACCAUUUACGAUGACUGCUACUUCGCGCUCUCAGAUCUCAGCAUCAGCGCGGCCGUGGACGCGCCGAUAUCCAUCUGGGCGGGGCCCAAGGACGUCGACCCCUACUCGCACGCCGCGCCCGUCGACCCCUAUGCCGCCUCCUCCUUUCCUGCCUCCGCCGCCUCCGCCUUCGCACCGGCCAGCGCCGCAUUCAACCUCACGGCGACGUCGCUGAUGGCAGUAUUUCUGCAGGCGGGCGGACUCACCUGGGACGAGGCGCAGGUGCUCUACCUCUGCGCAGGGUCCGCCUCCGCGGGAAUCACGCAGAUCUACGCGCAGUUCGCGGUGGGCGGGAGGGAGCACGCGGGCCCGCACGGCAAGACCGUGCGGUGGGUGCGGAAGACGGUGGGGGCGGCCGCGAGGGAGCAGCGCCUGCUCUUGCCGUCGCCCCCCGCUCGCCCGCCCCCUCCGCCCCCCAAGCCACCUGCGCCGGGCAGCAGCGGGCCGUCCGUGGGGCUGACCAACUGCGUGGAGGCGGUGCCGGGGCGGCUGAACAUAUACUGGACCGUGCAUCACGGCGACGCGGACGCAGGUGCCGCGGGACCGCCGCAAGACGUCUCCUCAGUCACCGGGUCCUCCACCGCGCCCGGCAGCAGCAGCGCUGGCAGCGGCGCCGGCGGCGGCGGCGGGGGAAAGGGGCCGGUGGUGGAGAUGGGGAUGGAGGCGCGCGUGGGCGAGGGGUCGUGGGUGGCGGUGGGCGUGUCGCGCAACCAGACGCGCUUCGCCAUGCUGCAGAGCGACGUGACGGUGGGCGGCGUGCUGGCGGACGGCGGAGGGGUCUUUGCGCGCGACUACCACGUCACGGCCAAGCAGACGUGCCAGCAGGUCGCGGGCGGCUUCGUUGGCGUCACCUUACUCUCCCCUUCCCCUUCCCCCAUGCCUCCCUCCGUUUCAUCCCCCCACCCUCCGCCCAUCUCGCCGCAGGACGCGCUGCUGGGCUCGUCCCCCACGUCCCUCAACGACGUCACCCUCGUCUCCGCCUCGCGCCGCGCUGACGUCACCUUCAUCCGCUUCACGAAGCCCGCCGCCACGGCGGACGACCGCUUCGACGCCAACCUGCUGCGCGCGCCGGGCCUCUCCGCGCUCUGGUGGGUCGUCUUCGCCGCGGGCCCGCUCGCCCCCGCGUCCACCGCCGCCGCGCCCACGCUGCUCUUCCACGACCCCGCGCUGGGCUACUUCUCUGGCGGCACGCGCAUCCCCUUCGCGCCGCCCGCGCCCAUCCGCACCUGCUCCCCGCUCUGGGGCACCAAGCCCGAGUACCACCCCCCGCUUCCCCCGUACGCGCCUCCGCCUCCCCCGGGCGCCUCUGCGCCGCCCCCGCCUGGCGCGGACGCGGGAGGGGGCGUGGCGGGCAUGCCGGGGCUGCGCGAGUGCAGCACGGCGGUGGGCGGGCAGGUGUACGCGUUCGACGCGUGCGACGCGCUGCCCGGCGGCUUCCUGCUCAUGUGGUCGCUGGCGGGCAUCACGCUGCGCGCCGCGUUCGUCGCGCAGGCCGUGCCCGACGGCGGGUACGCCGCCGUGGGGCUGUCGCCGUCUGGCGCCGUCGCCAACUCGAGUCUGCUCGUCGUCUCGUACGCGCAGGCGGAGCGGGGUGCCGGGAAGGGCGCGGGCGCAGGGGCAGGCGGAGCGGAGGUGGAGGUGGGGCAGGUGGUGGUGCGUGCGGGUGCGCGGGGCGUGGGCGUGGAGGCGGUGGCGGGGGGCGAUCUGACGGUGGUGAGCAGCGUGGGGCAGGCGAGGAACGGCGCGCUGACGCUGCUCUUCUCGCUGCUGCUGCUGCCCAACCAGACGGCCGCGGCGUACCUCGUGUGGACCAAGGGGCAGCGCGCGCAGCUCUCUCUGCCCGCCGCCGCGGCUGCCAACGAGACGGGGGGGGUGCUGUCGCUGGACGGGCUGGACGCGCUGAUGACGUCAGCCAUCAGCUUUGAACGCGGCGAGCCGAAAGACGAUUCCAAUGACACCAUCCGGCUCUGGAAGAUCCACGGCAUAAUCAGCACGGUGGCGUGGGCGUUCCUCAUGCCGCUGGGCGUGAUGGCAGCGCGCUACCUGCGGCAGGUGUACGCGCGCUGGUUCCCCGUGCACCAGGCGCUGCACCUCGCCGCCGCCUCGCUGGCCACCGUCGCAUUCACGAUGGCGCUCACCAUGCCGCACGGGGCUAUUGAGGGGCGCGCUGACAAGGCGUCGCGGGGGACAUGUGUGGUGGCGCACACGGCCAUGGGCAUCUCGCUCAUGGUCAUCGCAGCGCUGCAGGUGUGCUGGGGGCACAUGCUCACAGCCCCUCUCUGCUGCCUCCGGGCUCUCGGCAUCCGCUUCCAUACUUCUCCUUCUCGCCGCCUCCUCGUAUCCCUCUCUCCCUCCCUCCGCGCUCAUUUCCACCCUUCCCCACUCGCUCUGCGCUCACAUCGCUCCGCUCUCCCCUCCCGUGCAUCCCCCUCCCGACCGCAGUUGUCAGCGCUGGUGUGGCGGCCGCACGAGGACAGCAAGUGGCGCCCGUACUGGCGGCGCGUGCACGCUGUGGGAGGCGCGGUGGCGCUGCUGCUGGGGCAGGCACAGCUGCUCGUUGGCCUCUUCAUCUCAGCAGCCCCCCUCUUCUACACGGUGCUGCUGGCAGCGUGGCUCAUAUUCGCGCUCCUCCUCACCACGGCCCUCGAGCUCCACUUCUUCCCCACCUUCUACCGCCUUGCGCACUGCUGGGACCGCCUUCUGGGCCGCGACGCUGACGUGGCGUCUGACGUGGACAGCCUCUGCGCGUCCAGUGAGAGGCUGGCGGGCGGCGCUGGUAGAAAGGGGGUGACGGUGGAGGGGGAGGGCGGCGAUGGGGGGAAGGGUGCGGCAGGGGGAUGGGUGGCGGUAGUGGUGGCGGUGCUGCGGCGCAGCAGGGGCGCCGGCAUGCUGCCUGAACGGCCCAGGGCGCAGGGGAGGAGGGCAAACGGGGGGAAAGGUGAGGGGAGGCGAAGGGGGAGAGGAGGGGGUGCAGGAGGGGGAGCGGGGGCGAGUGAGAGGGCGGGGAGAGGGGGCAGCGUGGGAGCGGGGCGGGGCGGGUACAUGAGCAUGGCGGGCGCCAACGCUGCCACCGACCGCCGCUCCAAGGAGCUGCUGCCCCCUCCGGCUCCCCCGCCCCUGCCAGCCCCUGUUCUGUCGGCCCUGCCGCACUCACAAGCACCUACUCCCGCCUCUGCUGGUGGUGCUGCAGCUAGUGGUGGUGGUGGGAUUGGUUCAGAGGGGGCAGGAGCGGAAGGGGGGAGAGCAAAGGGGGUGGAGGCACGGGCGGGGGCGUUUGGGCGAAGCCAGACGGUGGCAGAGGGGGGUUGCAGAGAGGGUGGCGGCGUCCAAGACCAUGGCGCUGCUGCUGCUGCUGCUGCUGCUGCUGCUGCUGGUACUGCCGCUGCUGGUACAGGUGGUGGUGGUGGUAGUUCAGGGGCCAGCACGCAAUCACGAGGCGUGUGGGCGGGUGGAAUGGCAGCUUGGAAGGCUGAGGAGGCGGCGAGAGAGAGAAGGGGAGAGGGAGUGAGGGAGGGAGUGAGUGAGUACAUUCGCACAGACAAGUACAACGUGCGGGCCACAGUAGUGAGAGCACCAGACCUGGCUCUCAGAGGGAGAGCGGCCCGGCAGGCAGGGGCAGGUGCGGUGGCAGGGGGGGCAGGCGGGGGAGCAGGAGGAGGGGCAGGGCCGGCAAGCACAGUGAGCGGGGCGGGAGGGGUGAUGCAAUAA
Molecule: messenger RNA, 3984 nt
Organism: Closterium sp. Naga37s-1
Lineage: Eukaryota; Viridiplantae; Streptophyta; Zygnematophyceae; Desmidiales; Closteriaceae
Source: the annotation of a GenBank genome assembly